Molecule: messenger RNA, 334 nt
Organism: Scutellospora calospora
Lineage: Eukaryota; Fungi; Glomeromycota; Glomeromycetes; Diversisporales; Gigasporaceae
Source: the annotation of a GenBank genome assembly
UGGAACUGAUAUUAAUUGUAUUGGGGGCUCUCUUGAUCAUGGAAGUUGGACUUCUGAAUGUGAUGCUAAUACGAUUGAUACUACAUUAUACAAUGGCACAAGUGUAACUUUUGCCAGUCAAUCAGAUGAAGCACUUAUUCCAAUUGAAGGUUCAGCUAGUUUUAUUAUUGGAGGCAGCUAUUUAUUUGUUCUCUCCUGGAAAAAUCCAGUUAUUGGAAAAAAUUCAUAUAGUGUUCUAUUUGAACCUGAAGCAGCACCCUAUGUUGUUGAAUUGAUUGGGGGAAAGGGUACCAACGCGCUUUCAUUUAUUACCAUCACACCAGCAUCAGAAUAA